Molecule: messenger RNA, 359 nt
Organism: Cydia fagiglandana
Lineage: Eukaryota; Metazoa; Arthropoda; Insecta; Lepidoptera; Tortricidae
Gene: CPH23
Product: cuticle protein 16.5-like
Exons: 2
Coding region: 24-296 (90 amino acids)
Source: RefSeq, a predicted model, not a curated record
CAAGACUAAACAAAACCUACAAAAUGAUGAAGCUUAUCGUAGUCAUCUCAGCCUUGAUCGCCAUUGCCGCGGCUAAGCCAACCGUAUUUGCGGCGCCCCUGGUGGCGGCCGCUCCCGCCCCUGUGGUCACGGCCUCCAGCUCGCAGUACUACCACCGGCUCCAUAGCGGGCUGGCCGCGUACGUGGCCGCGCCGGCUGCAUAUGUCGCCUCCGCGCCCUACGUGGCGGCCUCGGCUCCGUACGUUGCGGCCCCUUACGUCGCAGCCCCUUACUCCGCUCCCGUCGUUGCCUUCUAAUUGAAACUUAGCCAGCAGCACACCAUGACUCAUUUGUGAUAUUUGAAAUAAAUUAUUUUUUGU